Messenger RNA from Panthera uncia (snow leopard), 7430 nucleotides. It is a transcript of the gene TAF4B, whose product is annotated as TATA-box binding protein associated factor 4b. Gene Ontology annotation, molecular function: RNA polymerase II general transcription initiation factor activity; protein heterodimerization activity; DNA binding. Gene Ontology annotation, biological process: transcription initiation at RNA polymerase II promoter; DNA-templated transcription. Gene Ontology annotation, cellular component: transcription factor TFIID complex. The transcript has 15 exons. The record is from RefSeq and is a predicted model, not a curated record. Lineage: Eukaryota; Metazoa; Chordata; Mammalia; Carnivora; Felidae. The coding region runs from base 2842 to 5058 and encodes 738 amino acids.
UUAUUGGAGCUUAUUUUAUGUCCUAACAUUGAGAAUGUUCCAUGUGCACUUAUGGAGAAUGCUGUUGUUGGGUGGAGUAUUCUAUGGAUGUGUUUGGUUGGUUGGUUUAUAGUAUUGAUCAAGUAUUUGAUUUCCUUGUUGAUUUCUAUAUAGUUGUCUAUCCGUUGUGGAAAGUGGGGUAUUGAAAUCUCUCAACUAUUAUCAUUGAAUUUCUGUUUUUCACUUCGCUUACAUCAGCUUUUGCUUUGUAUAUUUUGGGCUUUGUUUUUGGGUACAUAUUCAUAUUCCUGACCCAUUGGGUGUUACAUCAGUUAUAAAAUGCCCCUCUUUAUCUCUAGUAACAUACGUAGUCUAUUUUGUCUAAUAUUGGUCUGACCACUCUAGUUUUCUUAUGGUUGCUGUUGUAUAUCUUUUUUUUUUUAAGUUUAUUUAUUUUGAGAAAGAGAAUGUGAGCAGGGGAGGAGCAGAGAGAGAGAGAGAGAGAGAAUUCCAAGAAUUCCACUAUCCGUGCAGAGCCUGAUAUGGGACUCGAACUCAUGAACCAUGAGGUCAUGACUUGAGCCGAAAUCAUGACAAUAUAAAUGUAUGUUAAUUCUUUCUUCUCUUAAUUUAAAAAAUUGUUUAAAAACCAAUUGUAUAGAACAGUAUGUAUAUAAUUAUAUUGUUGGGACUAUACCAUUAAAAUAAUAUAUUUGUGAAUAACAACAGAAAGUGAGUAGGAGUAAAGUUGUAUUGCACUAAGGAAAUUACCUUAGAUGAAAUCUCAAAUCCAUAGGAACAAAUGAAGAAAACCAGAAAUGGCAAAUGCAAAAGUAAUGAAACAAAUGCUACAAAUACAUCCUUUGCUCCUUUCUUCUGUCAGUUUCUUUAAAAACCAUACAGUUAUAUUAUGUGAUAAUAACAAGGUAUUGUUGGGUUUCUAAUAUAUCUAGAUACAAUAUAUAGAACAAUAAUAGCACAAAAAUAAAAGUGAGAGGAAAAUGAGCUAAAUAGGAGAAAUGUUUCUAUAUCUCACCCAAAUAAGUUAAUACAGACGUGAAAUAAAUUCUAAUACGAUAUAUAUUGCAAACUCUAUUGUAGCCUAUAGAACCUCUAAAUAUAUGUAUUGAAAAAUUAUAAAGAAAUUUAAGUGUUACACUAGAAAAUACUCACUUAAUGCAGAUGAAAUCAGGGGAAAAAAAGAGAGAAACAAAAAGGAGAGGAAAUAUACAGAAACAAAAAUAAAUGGCACACCUAAACCCAACUAUAUAUCAUGCAAUGUGAAUGGUCUAAAUAAUUCAAUCAAAAGGCAAAAAUGUCUGGGCUCCUGGGUGGCUCAGUCAGCCACUAUUUCUUUGAAUGUUUUUCUGUUUCUUUACCUCUCUCUCUUUAUGUUUCUCUUGUUCUCCCUCUCUGGUACUCACAUUAUGCCCGUGUUGUGGUGCCUAUCAGUGUUCCACAUUUCUCUGAGGCUCUGUUCAUUUUUCUUUAUUCCUUUUUCCUCUCCUUUCUUUGGAUUUAAUAAUCUGUUGAUCUAUCUUCAAGUUCACUGAUCUUUCUUCUACUUACUCAGUUUCACUGUCAAACCCCUCUAGUGAAUUUUUUGUUAUUGUGCUUUUUAACUACAGAAGUUAUUUUUUAUGGUACCUAUCUCUCUAGGGAUAGUCUCUAUUUGGUGAUCUCAUCAUACCUUCCUUUGCUUUUUUAAGAUGGUUUCCUUUUGUCUUUUGAACAAAUAUAUAAUGUUUACUUUGAAGUUUCUGUUGUUAGAAACUAACAUCUAGUCUCUCUCGUGAGUGGUUUCUGUUGCUUUGCCUUUUUUUCCUGUGUGUCACACUUUUCUUUUUCUUUGCAUGUACUGUAAUUUGCUAUUCAAAAGUAAUAUAUUGUAGCAACUCUGGGUACUGUCCCCUAUUCCCUUGAGUGUAUUAUUGUUGUUUGGCUAGAUUGUUAGUGAAAUCUAUUUUCCCUACAAUGGGAAGCCACUGAGUUGCACCUCAGAGGGCACAGCCUUGGUUUUAGCAGGGCUCUCUCUGACUUUCUCUGAAUCCUGUUUAGCUGUGCCUCUCUGUUGAUAACCACACAUAGCUAUUAAGCUCUAUUGGUUGCCAGCCAAUUGCCCUAUUUUUUUCAACAAUGCCCUAGAGCCUAGCUUGCUCCACAGUCUGAUCCAAUUAAAUUUAGGCUCCUUUACUGGUUAAUUUUUUAGGUUUAUUGUUUCACGUUUGUUCUGACAUCAGGAAGACCCUUCUUAGUUAUCUCUUUAUCUGGUUCUCUCUGGUAAACUAGAGCUAGGCCUGUUACCUAUCUUGUAUGGGUCAUGAAGCUACCAUCCUUCUUUUAAUUGUUUAUUGUAUUUGAGAGUGCUCUUACCUUUGAGUUUGCCCAUGCUGUGUUGAAAUAAAGUCAGCUUCUCUGGGGAGAUAUUUGGAGCGGGGACCAGGACUGUGGCAUACUUCUCUGUGGGCAAUAUCCCUGCUUUAGGAGUGGGGUACUAGGCAUGGGUGGUAGCCUUUGAUCUUACCUGCUUACCUCUCCCAGCAUGGAAUAACUCCUACAAAAUAACUAGGGUGAAGGACACUGGGGUCCAGAUAUUUUUAGUGUUCCAUCCCUGAGGUGUAGAGCCUUCCUUUUAUGAGUAGAGAUGAGUAAAAGAAGAAGCCUGGAAACUUUUGGAUACACUUAUCUCAAAUUUGUCCUCUGUUGUAUGCAGCUCAGUGUGGGGGAGAUCAGAAAUGCUGGUGGCCUGCUCCUUCCAGGAAGAUACCGUAGCCUCAACUGGGAGCUUGGGAGAGGAAGAGGCCCUGUGUUGACCACACUGCCUGAUGAACAGUUUUAAUCAAAAGUAACAGUGGCCAGUUGAUGUUGGUAUCUCCUCAGCAAGCUGUGACAAGAGCAGAGACCACUACUAACAUAACUUCAAGGCCAGCUAUACCAACGAAUACUCAUACCGUCAAAAUCUGUACAGUGCCGAAUUCUGGUUCACAGUUAGUUAAGAAAGUGGCAGUGGCACCUGUUAAAAAGUUGGCACAAAUAGGAACUACUGUGGUAACCACGGUUCCAAAGCCUUCCUCAGUACAGUCUGUGGCUGUGCCAACAGCCAGUGUUGUCACAGUUACUCCUGGAAAGCCUUUGAAUUCUGUAACUACCCUGAAGCCUUCAAAUUUGGGAGCAUCACCUGCCCUCUCAAAUGAUCCCAGUCUCAAAGCAGAGAACUCAGCAGCUGCUCAGGCAAAUCUUUCUCCGGCGAUGCUAGAAAAUGUGAAGAAGUGUAAAAACUUCCUUGCCAUGUUAAUAAAACUAGCGUGUAGUGGAUCACAGUCCCCAGAAAUGGGGCAGAAUGUGAAGAAACUGGUGGAACAACUUUUGGAUGCAAAAAUUGAAGCAGAAGAAUUUACUAGACAACUGUAUGUUGAACUCAAGUCUUCACCUCAGCCUCACCUAGUUCCUUUUCUUAAGAAAAGUGUGAUUGCCUUACGACAACUCGUGCCCAACUCCCAGAGCUUUAUUCAGCAGUGUGUUCAGCAGACCUGUAGUGAGGUUGUCAUUGCUACCUGUACCACAACAGCAGCCACUUCUCCCGUGGUGACAACAACAGUUUGCUCCAUCCAGCCUGAAAAACCCAUCAUUGUUUCUGGAACAACAACAGCCAGCACUGUGUCAGUGCCAGCUCUGAAUCCACUUGCUGGCCCAGGGGGAGCAAAACCAGGAGUUGUGACACUUCAUUCUCUGGGUCCACCUGCUGCACCAGGAGGAACAGCAGCUGGAACGGUUUUGCUUCAGACUCCAAAACCACUGGUGACAUCUAUACAGAACACAGUCACAGCAGUCUCCCUCCCACCUGAGAAGCCAGCUGUCUCUGGGGCAGCAGUCACGCUGGCUCUCCCUGCGGUGACUUUCGGAGAACCUUCGGCAGCAGCUGUCUGUCUUCCGUCUGUGAAACCUGUCAUGACCUCUGCUGGGACCACAUCUGACAAGCCUGUCAUUGCUCCAGUCCAGAUAAAACUUGCACCACCAGGCCCCGUCCUUUCUCAGCCGGCUGGUAUUCCACAGGCAGUUAAAGUCAAACAACUAGUAGUCCAGCAGCCUUCAGGAGGUAUUGCAAAACAAGUGACCACACUUCCCCAUUCCUCAGCAUUGACCAUUCAGAAAUCUGGACAGAAGAAGAUGCCAGUGAGCACUGCAAUACCUGCCAGUCAGUUUCCUCCAGCUUCCAUUUUAAAGCAAAUUACCCUACCAGGAAAUAAAAUUCUGUCACUCCAAGCAUCUCCUAUUCAGAAAAAUAAAGUAAAAGAGAAUGGAAUAACAUCUUUCAGGGAUGAAGAUGACAUCAAUGAUGUGGCUUCCAUGGCAGGGGUCAACCUCAGUGAAGAAAAUGCUUGCAUCUUAGCAACAAACUCUGACUUGGUUGGCACACUUGUUCAGUCAUGUAAAGAUGAACCAUUUCUUUUCAUUGGAGCUCUACAAAAGAGAAUUUUAGACAUUGGUAAAAAGCAUGACAUUACAGAACUUAACUCUGAUGCUGUGAACUUGAUCUCCCAUGCAACACAGGAGCGAUUACGAGGCCUUCUAGAAAAACUGACUACAAUUGCUCAGCAUCGAAUGACAACAUACAAGGCAAGUGAGAAUUACAUCCUGUCUAGUGAUACCAGAUCACAGCUCAAAUUUCUUGAAAAGCUAGAUCAAUUGGAGAAGCAGAGAAAGGAUUUAGAAGAAAGAGAAAUGCUACUUAGGGUAGCCAAGAGUCGUUCCAAUAAAGAAGAUCCAGAACAGCUGAGAUUAAAGCAGAAAGCCAAAGAGUUACAACAGUUGGAGCUUGCGCAGAUACAGCAUAGAGAUGCUAACCUCACAGCUCUUGCGGCUAUUGGACCAAGAAAGAAGAGACCACUAGAAUCUGGGUCUGGAAGUGAGGGCUUAAAAGACAAUCUUCUUGCUUCUGGGACAUCCAGCCUGACAGCCACCAAGCAGUUGCUUCGUCCAAGAAUCACAAGAAUCUGUCUCAGGGACUUGAUAUUCUGUAUGGAACAGGAAAGAGAGAUGAAGUAUUCUCGAGCUCUGUACCUUGCCCUUCUGAAGUGACCACUCCAGUCUCCAUCCAGAUCCUUGCUGUUUACUGCCAAAGAAGACAUAAAGAGCAUUGUUGCACUCUCCUGAAAUUUCAGUUUCUGGAAAAUAAUCACCAAUAGGGAAGAUCAUUGUUUACAGUUAUAAACUUUUAUUAAAUCUUACUCACACAUCCCACGGGGUUCUUAAUGACUAGAAUUCAACUUUGUCUUCUGGAAAUUGGUUAUGAAAUACAGUUCACACAGACAUAGGCUUCUGCCUACCUGUGGAUUUAAUUACAGCAAGUUAAGGCCCUGUUUGUUACCACCUGCUUCAUUUGCUGGACUGUAGGCGAGGUGUCUUUCCCUAACACAGCCUGCAUUACGAUGCAGGGGAAAGAAAGGAAGAGUCCCGACUUUCCAAGAUUAUAUUUCAUCCUCUGCUGAACUUGUCUCAAAGUGUUAGGUUUUCUAGGCUGGGAUCAGAAGUUGCUUAGCUAAUUGUGAUAGUCACCUUCUGUAGUUCCAGGUGACAAGCCACAGCGUCUGUAGUGACUUUGGUCAGCCGAGUCCCAGUGUUGUCAAAACGGAGACAGAUGGGGAUAGUUUGUGCCUGUCCCCACAAAGGUGGCUCCUCUCUGGGUCGUCACCAUAUGCUGCUUCUGAUACCAAGUGAGGGGACAUCCUUGUCAGGGAAACUUUAAAAUGGAAGCUGCUGAUAUACCUCACUGAAAAGUGGAAAAGGUGGGAAGUACUGAAAAGAAUGUUGGGGCACUGCAUUCAAACUGAGGAGGGGAAAAUGAGAGUGGAACCUCAGAAUAGGAACCGUGCUGCACAUGCGCCCUCCAUUCCAGUGGUGGGAUUGGAACUCCAGAGCAACGGUACACGUUUUGUUGACAGGACAAAAUCACAGCCCAACCAAAAAAGGAAAAUGUAUCAAACAUUUUCAAAUGUACAGUAUCUCAAAAGGAAGUCGUUAUUUUUUGUUUUGUGUAUUGUUUUAAAUCUCAAGAAGGAUAGUUUUCUAAAAUCCUUUUCAUUACCGCAAGUUUUAAGCAUCUUGUUGCAUUUACAAAAUCCUAAUCGAUGAUUAGAAAUUUUUAACAAUAGGACUCCAUUUUGGAUUCUAUACUCAAAAGGUAAUGUCAGCAUUUCAUUGUUGGAGAUCUUGGCUCUAAAUGUAUUAUGAGGAGCAAUAUAUAUACAUAUAUAUAUAUAUUUUUUUUUCCCCCCAGCUGAGGAGGAAGCUGAUGUUUUGUAAAGCAAACCCUCCUUUCUUUCUUUUAAUUCCGCCUUUGUGGCAUGUAGUUGGUGAAAAAUAAUAGCUGUAUUUAGAAUCCCAUACAGAAAGAACAAGUAAAUCCUCCAAGAAGAUUUUUUAAAAAUGGGAAAGCUGUGCUUCUUAGAAAAAGAAUUCAGGGGGAAAAGAACACACCUCUGGUAUGUUACUCCUUAUCCUGUUCUUCCCAUUGGGACUGUUGUGGCCAUGUUCUAUACUGUAAUAAAUGUUAAAUUGGCCAUUUUUGUUUCAGCAAGUUAUGUAAAAUGCUAUAAAUUAUGUAUAUGUUAAAAGAGAAACUUUCAGAAGACAUCUAUACCUAAAGUUGUUUUUGUAUAUUUAAAUGCUUAGCUUUAUUUUUUUGUAAAGUGCAGCAUAUUCCCAUAUUUGUGUAUAAAUGUUUAAAAUUAUUUCAAAUACUUCAUUAAAAUAAUUAUUUUAUUAUACGAAUAAUUUUGCUCAGUUACUGACUUUGAAAACCAGUAUCUUUAGUAGUAAGCCUCCACACCUGGGGGCUGGGCAGUGGGUCUUACCUGCUGGGCAAUGGAUCUUUCUUGGCUAGGAUUGUUACUUUGGAGUAUCAGCAUUUGGGUUCCAGAACCUCACUUCAAAUCCCAAGUUACUAUUACCACUGUCUUUGGAAUAGUUGUAAAUUUGCAUGCUAUUUGACUCACAAAGAAAGCUAAACAUAUUCAUUACAAAAGCUUUUCUUGGCCCAUCAGUUUUCUAAAAUAUUUUUCAAACCUUAUUUUUAAUAUACAUUUUUAAAAUUUGUGUCGUGAAGUAUAUCUUACAAAAGAACAAGUACAGUGUAUCCAAAGUAUUCUUCUGCUCAGUUUGCAAAAUGGUGGCCUUGGGGUAGAUUUGAUCUAUAAAGGCAUUCUCUGCGACUCAUACAGUGUUUCCCGUGUUUUAAUUUACAAAAAUCUAUAUUUCCACCUCCUUUGAAAAAUCAGAAGAUCUGGAAUCAUUAGGUACCUCCUUGUGUAUGGUAAUCCACUGGAGCCAUCCAGUGCCUGUUCACUUUAGAUGUGGGGGCAUAAAUUUACCUUCCCUUGUCUGAACCCUUCAAGUAUUGACGUUUGUGACCCUCUGCCUUCAAGUAAAUAUUUAUCUUGGGUGAUGAACAG